This is a messenger RNA of Hypoxylon fragiforme, 2200 nucleotides long. Its product is annotated as diphthamide biosynthesis protein. Gene Ontology annotation, molecular function: 2-(3-amino-3-carboxypropyl)histidine synthase activity. The record is from RefSeq and is a predicted model, not a curated record. Bases 107 to 1810 code for a protein of 567 amino acids. Gene Ontology annotation, biological process: protein histidyl modification to diphthamide. The transcript has a single exon. NCBI's taxonomy places the organism in Eukaryota, Fungi, Ascomycota, Sordariomycetes, Xylariales, Hypoxylaceae.
GUACUAUGUACCUAUUCGAGGGAAAAAAAAAGAGAAUAUUUUACCUCAUGACGUUUUAAACAAUUUGAAAUUUACAGUUAUACUCUUUUCCAUUUCCCUUUUUCACAUGGCGUCCGAUCUCAGCGCACCUCCAGUACUCUCUACACCAGCUGAAUAUACCUUCAUAGAUGACCCGACCCUGUCUUCCACGAUCGCUCAAACGAAACAAACGAAAAGAUCUGAUGAUGAAUUAUAUGAAGUUUACGAGAUUGCGCGAACAGCUGCCGAUAUUCAACAAAAUGGCUGGAGGCACAUAGCACUACAGUUCCCGGAUGCCAUGCUACCGGAUGCACCAUGGAUUGUUAAUGCGCUUCGCAAAGAGUUAAGAAGUGUGGCGGCGCAUCUACAAGGAGAUGGGGAAGAAAACGAGGAGAAGCCGGCAGAAAGCCAACGGUUAUACAUAUUAGCGGACACAUCCUAUAGUGCUUGCUGUGUCGAUGAAAUAGCAGCCGAGCACGCAAAUGCCGAAGGGGUCGUCCAUUAUGGCCGCGCAUGUCUGAGUCCAACUUCGAGGAUACCAGUAAUCCAUAUCUUCACGAAGCAGAAACUUGACUACUACACCAUAACCGAAUCGUUCGAGAAGGAGUUUCAGGACAAGACGGAUAAAGUGGUUGUUAUGGCAGACGUCAUGUUCCAAGACCACGUCUUGCCCAUAUGCGAAUUACUCAGAGAAAGAGGAUACACAACCAUCAUUGCGACUGAAAUUGUACGAGAUCCCACUGGACCGAUACCGAAUCGCAAUAUUAUCUUCUCUGCUACGCCUAGUGAGGAUGAGAUCGUUCAUAAUUUAAAUGAAUACCAUCUAUUCCAUAUUUCCACUCCACCUACGUCACUCCUCAUGACCCUUUCCUCCCGUCUCGCAUCUUUACGAAUUUACUCCACACCCUCGUCUCCGUAUAUAACGGACUCUACACCCUUAGAUCCAAGCGCCACCCAAAGUUUACUUCGCCGGCGAUAUGGCCUUGUCAUCCGACUUGCAACCGCAUCUAUAAUUGGAAUUCUCGUGAACACGCUAUCCGUCAAGAACUACAUGUCUACGAUCUCCACCCUCAAAAGUCAGAUUGCAGCUGCCGGGAAGAAGAGUUAUACGAUUGUGGUUGGUAAAUUGAACGCUGCCAAACUUGCGAACUUUGCGGAGAUAGAUGGCUGGGUCGUCGUCGGGUGCUGGGAAAGCGGUCUGGUUGAGCAGGAGGGGCUGUGGAAGCCCGUGGUCACACCGUUUGAACUUGGGCUCGCGCUACAAGGGGAGGAGAGUAGGGUCUGGACUGGGGAGUGGUGGGGCGGGAUUGAGGGAGUGGGAACCUCGUGGGCCGAGGAAAGAAGUGCAGAGAGCAUCGCCAAACAGAGCCAAGUUGAAGAAGACAGCGCCGCUGCUCCAGACUUAUAUGAUAUCGAAGGCGGUGUCGACGAUGAAGAAUCAGAACCCCCCGAGUUUGACCUGCGCACUGGCAAGCUGGUUAGCAACAGCCGCCCGAUGAGGAUGGCUAUACGGAGCGUGCCGCGGAGUGGAGCCGAAACCAACGACGUAUUGUCAUCGCUGAAUCAGACAACCGCAUCCUCAGCAGCAAUUGUCAGGAGAGCCGCUGGAGACGUGGCGCUGGUGAACGGUGUGGCAAGUCCUGGAGCAGAGUUCCUGAGGUCGCAGCGAACCUGGCAAGGGCUGGGCACGGAAUUCGGCACGGAGGAUGAUGAGGACAGCACAGUUGUUCGAGAGGGACGAAGCGGUGUUGCCAGGGGCUACACCGUGGGGACUGAUGAGACGAGGACGUGAUUGGCCCUGCCUCGCUCCGUAUUUUGACCGUAAAUCAACAAUGCCCAGUGUUGAGGCGCAAAUCCCGCCGAUUAAGUCACCGCAACCUAAUACUACUUUCCCCAGUUUGAGCAUCAAGGACCAAAUUCUCAGCCGAGACAGAGCCAUGCCCUGCCGGUGAUGGCCUCUGCUGAGUAUGAUCUUUGGCAUUGGCCAUGUACGACGUUCGAUUGAGCUCUGUCGCACUUGUUUGGAGAGUUAGUAGUAACUAUCUUCAGCUGCGCAUUGCUAUGCCUCACGAUCUAACUAUAUGGAUAAAGUGUUAUAGUGAGGUUAGGGGAAUGAGAUAGUAGUGACUUUUGGAUUAUGUACCUAGCAAAUGCCAUAAGACUGCGAGAACGACAUAUUAUU